Messenger RNA from Opisthorchis viverrini, 602 nucleotides. RefSeq lists its product as hypothetical. The transcript is spliced from 2 exons. NCBI's taxonomy places the organism in Eukaryota, Metazoa, Platyhelminthes, Trematoda, Opisthorchiida, Opisthorchiidae. The annotation marks the transcript as partial. Gene Ontology annotation, cellular component: membrane. Gene Ontology annotation, molecular function: symporter activity. The record is from RefSeq and is a predicted model, not a curated record. Gene Ontology annotation, biological process: sodium ion transport; transmembrane transport.
AUGAAUGUCUCAUUCCACUGGUCUGAUUAUGUGAUGUUUGCUUUUUGGUUAUUGAUCUAUUUGGCUGUUGGGUUGUAUCAACGAUUUCGAACACCGAUUCGCAAGCAAAUCAACCAGUGGUUUCGUCGCAAACAACAACACGAUCAGGUGAAACCGGACGAUAUAGAGACACUCCUUUUGGGCAAUCGCCAACUCACACUAUUUCCCAUCGUCUCCAGCAUAAUGGCCAGUUUUUUGUCGGCCAUAUCCCUGUUGGGCACGACCACGGAGGCUUAUGUUUACGGGAUUGAAUUCAUUUGUAUGAUACUGGCUUAUUCCAUAGCUUUCCCUUUGGCUGCUGAAAUCUACAUGCCUGUCUACUACAAACUGCGACUAACCAGCGCAUACGAGAUGAAUUCAAGCAGAACCAUAGCUCGUGUAGAUUGGUGUCGGCGAAUCCGUAACGAGGCAGUUAGAAAGCGCGUUUUCGGUUGUGCAGCGGGUACUUUCGUUGAAGAAUGUGUCCAUCACAAGAAGCUGCGUUGGUUGGGACAUGUGUUGCGUAUGCCGAACCGUCGUUUGCCGAAGAGAGAGUGCCCAUCUGAGAGUGGCGUAAACAGAUA